AUGGCCGACGGUUUAGGUCUCGCAGCUAGCAUCAUCGCGGUGCUUCAAAUCACAACAUCGGUUGCAUCUUUGAGUUACCAAUACUUGAAUAGCGCAAUACGAGCGCCCGACAGUCUUCGCGAACUUACGCUAGAGUUUCAAACACUCAUAGAAAUCCUCUCGCGUUUGAAAAUAUGCGCACAAGACCCACAAGCAGUAACUUUACGGACAGUAAAAAACUCUUUGCAUGUGUGUCAUAAGGAGAUGUUGGGACUACAAGAAAAGUUGAAACCUAGAAAAAGCUUUCUCGGCCGGCUACGAUGGCCCUUGGACGAGAAAGAUAUUCAGGGAUAUCUAGGACGAAUAGAAAGAUUUAAGAGUUCUUUUUCACUUGCCCUAGAGAUAGAACAGUUGGCUUGCACAAACCUAGUUGCGGACAGCGUUCAAAAGAUGGAAAUCGAGAUCGAAAAUAUAUCAAAUAGUCAGAAUUGUCAGACAGAAAGAGAAAAAGACGAAGCCCGACGGGAUGCUCUGAAUUGGCUAUUUCCAGCGCCGUGCGACAAAAGGCAUAUAGAAGAUUGGAUUAAAGGAAAUUCGAGUUGCCGACUUCUGUGGGGCAAUGGUAUCCCGGGUGCCGGUAAAACAUUCCUGAGCUCGUUGAUGAUUGAUCAUAUCGAAGCGAUCAAUGCAAACUACGGCGUUGGGAAUGUUUCUUCUCGUUCAUUUUCAUAUUGA
Morchella importuna is the source of this 714-nucleotide messenger RNA. RefSeq lists its product as uncharacterized. The record is from RefSeq and is a predicted model, not a curated record. The coding region runs from base 1 to 714 and encodes 237 amino acids. The transcript is spliced from 8 exons. NCBI's taxonomy places the organism in Eukaryota, Fungi, Ascomycota, Pezizomycetes, Pezizales, Morchellaceae.